This is a messenger RNA of Cotesia congregata, 927 nucleotides long. Lineage: Eukaryota; Metazoa; Arthropoda; Insecta; Hymenoptera; Braconidae. The record is from the annotation of a GenBank genome assembly.
AUGACUGACGAAAAAAUAAAGGCAUUAACAACUAAGCGCGCCGGUGCCAAACGAUCUCUAGCUUCACGUGCUCAGGUAGAAGGAGUUCGACUUCAAAAUCCGAAACCCGCAUCCGAAAGGUCUAAUAAUAUCAAUAAUAACAACCGAUCUAAUACUCGCUCGCAACAAACAUUUGCAACCACCACUCACGAGCAAUCUUGUGUAUUUUGUGGUGAAAAUACUCAUCUAGUUUAUAAUUGUACUCAAUUCGCAGCGUUAGAUCCUCACACUCGUUAUGAGGCUUCUAGAAAUGGUGGAUGGUGCACUAACUGUCUAAGAAAAGGACAUAGAGCAUCCAAAUGUACCUCUCAGCCAUGCAGAAAUUGUAAGCUGAAACAUCACACUCUUUUACAUUUCGAAAAAGCAAAUAAUUCUUCCAACCAAUCGGUAACAGCUCAAGUCUCUUCUCAUUUUGUCGCAAAUAGUACUAUCUUGCAAGCUCAAACAAGCUCACAUGUUUUACUUGCUACUGCUCUAGUUGACAUGGUGAAUCAUCAAGGCAAUAGCAAAACUAUUCGCGCAAUGCCUUCGAUUACUAUUAAUCAAUCAAGCCUCGACAUACCUAAAAAUAUUAAAUUAGCCGAUCCCGACUUCUUCAAAUCUUCGAAGGUGGAUGCUUUAAUUGGUGUUAAAUUUAGGAUGCAGCGAGUUAUAGCAUGCAUUCUACGUUUUAUUCACAAUGUUAAAAAACCCAGUAGUGAACGUAAAUUUGGUCCACUACUUAGCACAGAAUUAAAUCCUAGAAGACUGGCUAAGAAACUUGACAUCGUUGGGUGGAAGGUGAAAUCCUUCGACCCAAGUGCUCUAGCAGCUGCCUUAAAUAGUGAACCGCUUACUACUGGAUCUGCAGAAGAAAUGACCAAGGACUUGAUGAAGAGAGUGGCCUAG